AUGAAGAUUGUCGUUCAGGUUAUCAAAUCUGGCAUCGCCCUCCUUUCGCAGGACAAGUCGACAUUUGCCCCUGUACAACGUUAUCAUUUUACAGACAUCAACUGUAUUCAUAUCUAUGUCGAAAUCCAGCUUUUACCAGUCGAGCUGUGCAACAAAAUCAACACCAAUGCCAAGGAUUCAGACAAGCUGAGCUUGACAUUGGUUGUGAUGAACCAUUUAUCCAAUAUGCCCAUGAAUGUACCUUUGGCAAUCACCCCUCAGUAG
Penicillium chermesinum is the source of this 264-nucleotide messenger RNA. RefSeq lists its product as uncharacterized. The transcript has a single exon. The record is from RefSeq and is a predicted model, not a curated record. Bases 1 to 264 code for a protein of 87 amino acids. Lineage: Eukaryota; Fungi; Ascomycota; Eurotiomycetes; Eurotiales; Aspergillaceae.